AUGUCAAGCUCUGGCUUUUUGCCCAAGUCUUCAGAACUAAAUCUAAGGGAACGGCGAAAGAACUUCGAUGGAGAUCAAUUGAGCGACACAGACGACAAUGAAUUGCACGAGAAGAACGAUGAAAAGCUAGUGGAAACUCACGGAGCUGAGCUCAAGAAAAGAAAGAUUGCCAAAUUUGCCAACAUGGGAGGGAUAGCCGCUAUCACAUUGCUGUCCUUUUACGUGAGAUUCAUGAAAAUAGAUGCUAGCGAUAUCGUUGUCUGGGACGAGGCGCAUUUUGGAAAGUUUGGAUCAUACUAUAUCAAGCAUGAAUUUUACCACGACGUUCAUCCACCGCUUGGAAAAAUGCUGAUAGCACUCAGCGAAUACCUUGCAGGAUUCGAUGGAAACUUUGAUUUCUCAUCAGGCGACCCCUACCCUAAUGGCGUAAACUUUAAGUUCAUGAGGCAGUUCAACGCUACGUUCGGCGCUUUGUGCGCACCCAUUAUGUUACUUUCCGCUCAGAAUUUAGGUUUCAGCACGCUGUGCUCGUACCUAUUGGGCCUCAUGGUUGCUUUGGAGCUAUCAUUCAUUUCGCUUUCGAAGUUUAUUCUUUUGGACUCGAUGCUACUAUUCUUCACUGCAACCACUUUUCACUGCAUCACUGAGGUUCAUAAGCUGCGGGGGAAACAGUUCACUAAGAAGUGGUCUCUUUGGAUGCUUCUCCUCGGGAUUUCAAUCGGAUGUGUCUGCUCUGUCAAGUGGGUGGGCCUUUUCGUAACAGUUAUCGCGGGGGUUUACACCGUUGCCGAUCUACUGUCUUACCAUUAUGAUAAAAACAUGGGUCGUUUGCGCUACUACAAACAUUGGUUCAUCCGCAUUAUUGACCUCAUCGUAAUUCCCUUCAUGAUUUACCUGUUCUGUUUCAAAAUUCACUUCACAAUCUUGAGCCGGUCUGGUACCGGCGACGCUGCCACGAACACGCUUUUCCAAGUAAACCUCGAUGGGAACAACAUUGAGGUUGGCCCAAGAGAUGUUGCUUACGGUUCUGAGCUGACCAUUCGGUCACAUGGACUUAGCCCUAAUUUGCUACACUCGCAUGUACAAUUGUAUCCAUUAGGAUCAGGACAACACCAAGUUACCGGUUAUGGCCACUCAGAUGACAAUAACAGGUGGGUUGUAAAGUUUUCAAGGGAAUCUGGCUUAAGUCUUGACAACUCCACUAUACUUGAUAGCAAGCAUCUUCUUCUAAGGGACAAUUCCGAGAUUCGCUUGGUGCACAAGAACACUCAAGCCAAUCUACAUUCCCAUGAAAUCCCUGCACAUGUGUCCAAGAACAGCUACGAAGUUUCAGGAUAUGGGGACGAAGUCAUAGGUGAUACAAAGGAUGAUUGGGUGGUGGAAAUAGUCGAACAGCUUGAUUCCUCCAACUCCUCACUGCCACAGGAAGACCCAUCUGUUUUGCAUCCCAUUUCUACAAGCUUCAGAUUGAGACAUAAAGAACUCGGGUGUUACUUGGCCACUACAGGGUUAGCAUACCCUGCAUGGGGAUUUAAGCAGGCAGAGAUUGUUUGCAAACACUCAUGGACAAAGCGCGAUAAGUCAACAUGGUGGAACGUUGAGGACCAUUGGAACCCUGCGAUGGAGAAAACUGAGGGCUAUAUCCCCCCAAAAUCCAAGUUCUGGGCUGACUUUGUCUUGAUAAAUUUUGCGAUGGCUUCUUCAAACAAUGCCCUGGUACCCGACGAAGACAAGUAUGACUCACUGGCGAGCGAAGCCUGGGAAUGGCCAAUAUUGCACGUUGGGUUACGUAUGUGCGGUUGGGGCCAUCACACAGUGAAGUAUUUCCUCAUGGGCUCACCAUUCCAGACGUGGCUCUCCACCGGCUCUCUUGUAGCCUUUGUAUUUAUUAUUCUGCGACUGGCUUACAAGUGGAGAAGACAAUCCGUUUUAGUGACUUCCGACUUCUUGAGCAAGGUUGGAAUGCAGGGAAUUUUACCAUUUUUGGCAUGGCUCUUACACUAUCUACCAUUUGUUGCUAUGGGAAGAGUUACGUAUGUGCACCAUUACGUCCCAGCGUUAUAUUUCGCAUUGUUGGUUCUCGGUUUCGUGCUUGAAACAUGCGUUCCAAAGAGGUUCUACCUGAAUUACAUUAUUUACGCCUUGCUUUAUGCAGGCUGCAUCUACAUUUACAAUCUCUUCUCACCUAUCGCACAGGGUAUGCAAGGAUCUGCGAUCGACUUUAGAUACUUGCAAUGGUUCAACACUUGGAAUAUUGCAUUAUGA
Messenger RNA from Lachancea thermotolerans CBS 6340, 2265 nucleotides. It is a transcript of the gene PMT6, whose product is annotated as dolichyl-phosphate-mannose-protein mannosyltransferase PMT6. Gene Ontology annotation, cellular component: endoplasmic reticulum; membrane. Gene Ontology annotation, molecular function: dolichyl-phosphate-mannose-protein mannosyltransferase activity. The record is from RefSeq and is a predicted model, not a curated record. Bases 1 to 2265 code for a protein of 754 amino acids. Gene Ontology annotation, biological process: protein O-linked glycosylation via mannose. The transcript has a single exon. NCBI's taxonomy places the organism in Eukaryota, Fungi, Ascomycota, Saccharomycetes, Saccharomycetales, Saccharomycetaceae.